AUGAAGUCGCAAACAUUAAAUGAAAAACAGAAGGAAGCAUUUAAAGAACUUCUAGAUGAGGAAUUCAAUAAAGUGAAUAUCAUAGGUUUUAAUUCGGGAAAGUUUGAUUUAAAUUUAAUUCUUCGUGAUUUAAACACUGCAAAAUGGAAAAUAAAAUCAAUGCUGGGUUCAUCUUCACAAUUUAAGCAAAUCAUUGUAAAGAAAACAAACGUUCCAUAUGAAUUGAGAUUUAUUGACAUCAGAAAUUAUAUAGCAGGUGGGACAUUAGACCAAUUCACUCAAGAUUUCGGAAACAAUAAAUCGCGUGUUAAAUCUUUUUUCCCUUAUCAAUUCAUCACAUGGGAAAAUUACGAAGAAGAAUUAUAUAAAGAGGAACCAUUCACUCAAGAUUCAUUUUAUUCGGCAUUAACCCAAGAAACUAUAUCAGAUAGUGAUUAUCAAAUAUAUCUCAAUGAUGCUAAAAAUUUUAAGAAUAGAUUAGAAUAUUUUAUUAAUUAUUGCAAUAAAGAUGUUGAAAUUAUGAUUGACCCAAUUGAUAAAAUUAUUGAAGAAACAUUUGUUUAUAAAAUUGACACGCUUCAUAAUGUUUCUUUAUCAUCGAAUGCUUCAAUGAUUCGUUACGCUUUAGCAUAUAAAGACUUUAAUCCUAAUGAAAAAUAUCCUGAGGAAAAGAUAGAAUCAAGUUUUGAAUUAACGAAAAAGUAUUGGAAAUAUAAAAUUGAAUCAUAUAAGAAACAAGAUGAAAAAGCGGAAAGAGAUACUAAAAAUAAUGUUUCAAUGGAUGAUUUUCAAUACUAUCAUGAUUUAAUCCUUUCAUCUAAAUGCAAAAUGUGUGGUAAAGCGUUUACAUAUGCAAAUAAACCAACAUUGGAUAGAAUCGAUAAUGAAAAACCACAUACUAAAGGAAAUUGUCAGUUAAUGUGUUGUUAUUGCAAUGUCGUGAAAUCAAAUAAAGAUGAAAAUGUUCAACGUUUAAGAAUCAAUUUAAGAAAUUAUGCAUUAAAAAAUAAUUUACCAAUGACUUUAGAUUCAGUUGAAGCUUAUCACAUUCUCCGUAAUGGAAUUACUGGUGGUCUAUCAAAUGUUCAACAUAGAGUAAAUCUUAAAGGAAUCACGCACAUUAAUAAACUUUCAUAUAGUCCAGAAACUAAAACUGUAUCAAAUGAGGACACUUCCAACACCAUGACUCAUUUCGUUGGU
Trichomonas vaginalis G3 is the source of this 1200-nucleotide messenger RNA. Its product is annotated as DNA/RNA polymerase superfamily. Gene Ontology annotation, molecular function: nucleic acid binding. The annotation marks the transcript as partial. The record is from RefSeq and is a predicted model, not a curated record. Lineage: Eukaryota; Parabasalia; Trichomonadida; Trichomonadidae. The transcript has a single exon.